Phytophthora megakarya is the source of this 2166-nucleotide messenger RNA. NCBI's taxonomy places the organism in Eukaryota, Oomycota, Peronosporomycetes, Peronosporales, Peronosporaceae. The record is from the annotation of a GenBank genome assembly.
AUGACGGAGCGAGCGCGUGAGAUCUCGGCAUGCAUUACGAUUUUCGGAUUGUUAGAGUGGCCUCGCAUGCCUUUCGGAUUGAAGAACGCGCCGCAAAUCUACCAGCAGCUUCUCGGCAAUGACCUGUACGGAUUCCCCAAGAUCGGAAAUGGCGAGAACGCAGAAGACCAAGCCGACGUGUUCACCUCAGGAGAGCCAGAGAUGGGUCACGGAUCUUCGGUGCUGGGACGACGGUCGUACAUCGACGACAUCUUGGCCACUGCUGAUUCGUGGGACAAUCUCUGUGAGAAGGUUGAAGGACUGCUCGACGCCUGCGAUCGUUGGAACUUGUCGAUCAGCGUGGUGAAGAGCGCAUGGGGCAUGCGCAAGACCCUGCGUGCGAUGCAGUCGUUCCUCGGCAGUUUGAAUUACUACAGACGCUUCAUCGAGGACUUCGCCGUGUAUGCCGCGAUCUUGUACGAACAGCGUGAGUCGGACUUCUUCGAGCUGCGUCGCCGAACGAAGGUCGUGGAUCAUCCAGUGCAGACAGGGGCUGUCGACCAAGACGAGAUUGAUGAAGACCGCUGGACGCAAGCCACGGUCGAGUUCACCAUGCCGAAGGCGAAGAUCGUCUCGACACCGAUCCUGAAACACUUCGACCCUGGCCACCCACCCGUGAUCGUAGUUUACGCGAACAAGUGGGCGAUCUCCGCAGCCUUGAUGCAGGAACAUGAUGGCGUGUUCUGGUCAGUGACCUUCACCAGUUGCAUCUUGAAGACGAGCGAACUAAAUCACGGGAUCGUCGAGAAGGAGGUAUUGGCAUUGCUGAGAAUCUUGGGCGUAUGCCACACUAUGCUGGUCUUCAAGACGAUCAAGGUUCUGACGCGAUACUCGACCCUGGCUUGGCUGCUGAAAUCCUCAGGUCUGCAAGGCCGCUUGGGUUCAUGGGCCACCCUCCUGUCACAGUGGACGUUGGAGAUCGUGCGCAUCACUCCACAAGAAGAGGUUGACGAAGCCCUGGCGGCGGUGGCCCCGAAGAAGCAGCCUCGGCAAGUGAUCAUGGCGCCCGAACCGACGGUCGAGCUGAGCGAAGAGCUGACCGUGGUGAGUUUCGAUGGAUCUGCGCGGGUGAAACGUGGCGGUGGAGCAUACAGCGCAUUUGUAUGGAACCUACCCGAGUGGACGAUCAUCACCGUGUCGUCGGCAUAUGCGACCCAGAUGACGGUGAAAGAGGCCGAAUAUCAUGGGUUGAUCUUGUACCUGGAUGUCCUGGCGAAUUGUGACAGGGGACGCUUGGUGAUCUGCGUCGAGUCCAACUUGGUGAUCCGCCAAAUGCGAGGCAAAAUCGCAUGCAAGGCACCCGCGCUGCAGCUCCUUCGUGAGGAAGUGAAGGGGAAACUCUCGACGUGGCCUCAGCACGAGUUCGUGCACGUAAAGCGGGAAUGGAACCGAAGCGCAGAUCGUCUUGCUAGCGAAGCUUUACAGGCGGAAGCUGGUACGGUUGUUACGUCGACGGAGGUCUUCGAGGACUUGAUAACACUCAAGCGACUGGGAGAGAUCCUGAAGCCAAAGAGCAAGGACAAUGUCGUUCACGUGUCGGUGAUCGCUGACUCGUAUGAAGUUGACGAUGACGGACUUCUGCUGUAUUGUCCGCCCUCUGCCUCGAUAGCCUACGAAGAUCGCGACGCGGCCGUCAAGCGGCGAUAUGUGAGUCAGUGUGUGGACUGUGAGGCCGGAAAAGGAAGACCUACCAUUCAAGGAAGAUCGCCCGGAAACCUUCAGGCCACGUACCCGUUCCAGAUCAUUGCCAUGGAUCACAUCCCGUCGCUGCCAAAGUCGUACAAAGGAACCACAGAGCUUCUAAUCUGGGUAGACUUGUUCACCGGUUACGUGCUCGCGAAAGCGAGUGGCACCCGAACGGCACAGCAGAUCGCCGAAAGCUACGAGGAGAGUGCGUUCCGUCGUUUCGGUGCGAGUGAGGUUAUUUGGCACGAUCGCGAACCUGGGUUCAUGUCUGAUGUCUUCCCCGCGUUCAAACGCAUAGUUGGUCAGCGACAAAGCCCCACGAUGGCUUAUCGACCCCAGGCCAAUGGCACAGCGGAGAGGAUGGUGCAGACGCUGACCCGAGCCGUGAAGAUGUAUGCCGUUGACGUGAACCAAACUGGGACUAGUAUGUCGAGCGCCUGA